Molecule: messenger RNA, 6845 nt
Organism: Macrobrachium nipponense
Lineage: Eukaryota; Metazoa; Arthropoda; Malacostraca; Decapoda; Palaemonidae
Product: Golgi to ER traffic protein 4 homolog
Exons: 8
Coding region: 9-986 (325 amino acids)
Biological process (GO): protein insertion into ER membrane
Cellular component (GO): BAT3 complex; cytosol
Molecular function (GO): protein binding
Source: RefSeq, a predicted model, not a curated record
UUGUCAACAUGGCUCAGGGAAGCAGCAGAGGUGUAGCUAGAGUUCUUUGCAAAUUAAAGUCCUCCGUAGAGGAAGGCAGGUAUUAUGAGGCGCAUCAAAUGUACAGGACGUUGUAUUUUAGAUACUGCAGUCAACAGAAAUAUGAUGAAGUCCUCGAUUUGUUGUAUGAUGGAGCAUCUCUUCUUUUGCAGCAUGAUCAACAAACAAGUGGUGCUGAUCUUGCGUUACUAAUGCUUGAUGUAUUAGAGAAAUCAAAAACUAAAGCUACAGAACAUCAUAUAACAAGAAUAGCGAACUUAUUUGAACUGUUGAAUAAUGGAACACCAGAACGACAUCAAUAUCUAGUUCAUGCUGUUAAAUGGUCAUGUGCAGAAACUCAUAAACUUGGCCAUCCAAGAUUACACCAACUACUAGCACAAACUUUAUGGAAAGAGAAAAAUUAUGGCUCAGCAAGAUAUCACUAUCUGCGAUCAGAGGAUGGUGGAGGAUGUGCUGAUAUGCUAGUAGAAUUACAUUUAUUGCGUGGUUAUCCAUCAGAGGUUGAUCUAUUCCUUACACAGGCUGUUCUUCAGUACUUAUGUCUACAAAAGAAAGUAGAAGCCUCAGAAGUAUUCGAAACAUAUACGAAAAAGCAUCCCAACAUAACUAAGCAACGUGGACCACCAUUUCUUCUGCCCCUACUCAAUUUCUUGUGGCUUCUAUUAUCAGCAAUAGAAACGGGAAAGGUGAUGCAGUUUACUGUGUUGUGUGAACAGUACCAGCCAAGUCUUAAAAGAGAUCCGUUAUACCGAGAAUAUUUGGAUCGCAUUGGUCAACUUUUCUUUAACCUUCCUGCCCCACGACCUCAACAUGGGCCCGGGGGUAUAUUUGGAAAUUUACUGCAAGGGUUGCUUGGAGGUGGACUUGGAGAUGAUGAUUCUGAGGAUGAGGUUGGCAUGGAUGGUUUGACAUCACGGCAACCCCUCACUUCCGAAGAGUUAGACUAAUAUCUUGGGUAUUUAGGGAAUCUGUAACAGAUUUAUUGCGUGUCAUUUCUGUGAGUAUAUAAUAAUGGUGAAAUCUUGUUCCUUUUUCCUUUCAACUAAUUGUACAGUAUGUUAAGUUAGGAAAAGGAAAAUAUGUUCAUUGAUGAAAUGUACUGUAUAUGAAUAUUUUUUUUCAGUGAGGUUAGGUCAUUGCAGAAAGAUGAUGAUCUAUGACUGAUGUUUAGAUCAUUGCAGAAAGAUGAUGAUCUAUGGCUGAUGUUUAUUAUUUCUAAUUUAGAAUAAAAGUUCAGUAAGCACAUUUUCAUUGAGAUUAUUCAUAACAGUAGUUCGCUUAUCACCAGUGAUAAAUCUAAUUUUACUGAAUCCAUCCAUAAUGACUUUGUUACAUGGUCUCGGCAUGCAAGCAUUGUCAUGUCAUUUCAGGCUAUUAGUGAACAAAUUCUCUUUGACAUGUUCAAGCUGGUAUGUCUCAGAUGCUUACUGAAUGAAAUACUAUUCAAUGUAUCCCUGUUUAAAGUCAUAAGCCAAUAUUUUUCUUAUCUUUAGUCAGUACCAAAGAGGAUACAGGAGAAAGGUGGUGUUUAUAAUAUAUUCAAACUAGAGUUUCUUGUGGAAUGAAAGCCAGUCACUUAAUGAUUAAUUUUACUUGCACAUCAUAAACUUCUGAAGAGCCUCAAGUGUGUGUGUGUUUAAUUUUUUUUGCUUUUUCUUCAUGUACAGUUUCUUACUGAUGAUUUUAAAAAUGCAGGUGUGUGGUGAUAUUUAGUCAAGUCUCAGUGUCUUAGGUAACACUGAAAAAAGCAAUUAACCUUUGGUAGGAUGACUGUUCAUACCAUUGUAUGAAAAAAACAAGCUAUAACUAAGCUUGAUUUUGUAAAUUUUUCCCAGCUACAAAUAAUGCUAUUAAUUUUUACUGUAAUAGGACUUAUGCCUACAUAGAGAUUUAUCAUCUGGAAUUUAGAAGUAUGAAAGAUAUUACUUGGGAUAUUCAUAGGUACAUGCUCACAUUUCUUCAUUUUUUAAUUUUGAAGUUUGGGAUAUAAAAACACUUAAAAGGUCAAAUGAGGAGAUGAGUGGUUUUUCUUUGUCACUUUUUAUCUCUCUUGAUAAAUGUCAUGUUUAAAGUGAGAAAAUAAGUAGUACAGUAAUAUUCAAAGCCUUACAUGUCUAAAAGCCUUACAUGUCUUUACUCAGUACAACCUUUUGAGUGUAUUUUGGCGUUAAAUAAUUUAAAAUAAUUAUUUUCUCUUUUGUACUGUAUUUACUUUUAUUGCCUAUGUAGGCAACUUCAGCUUCACAGACUGCCAUGUGGCUGAAAUGGCUCAAGUAGAAGUUUAAAGGGUCUUUAUUUCAUGCCCUUACUGUAUACAUGUUAUUUUUAAUAAAUCAACGUAUUUCCUUUAUAAUACAUUCAGAAAAUAUCUUUUAUUUAAUUUUGAUCUUGUCCAUGUCAACAUGUUUAUUGCCUCAAUCAAUGCUUCAUUUUGGUUAAAUGAGAUCAGGAUUAAGAUGUCUGUGAAUAAUAGAGCCCUGCUAUUUUUGUUCAUUAGUUUUUCACGUUGGAUUUCUUAGUUAUUUGAAUAGCAGUUGUUAACUAUACCAUGUACCACUGAGAUAGGAUCAUAUUGCCAAUCUAGGAAAGAAUAUCAGAAUGCUAAACACCUCAUGAAAUGAUGAAUAUUAGCACCAAGUACGUACAUCACUCCCAAGUUUGAAAAGAAAGUUCUACUGGCUUGUGUAAUGUGAAAAUCAUUUAACCCUAUCUCUCCUGAAUAAAAUUUUUUUGCUUUACUAAAAUCUCUCAGGUAUACUUGUAUUUGCAUGCUUUUGGCCCAAAAUCAUUUUGCAAGCAUAUACAAUAUUCCCUUGGAUGUGCUCAGGUGGUUGAGAGGUAUCACCUUGCAUCCUUCUCAGAUCUCUUGUCCAUGAUUAGCAGACACCGAGGCAUCUUGUAGCAUUCCAAACUUGUAGAGCUGCUUUUUUACAUAAAGUUAUUAAGCAUGAUUUUACCACGUUUUUGGCUAUUUAGAAUAUUAAAAUAUUGAAGACAGUUUCCAAUCAGAAAAACAAUAGACCUAGUAGUACUCCAUCUUCAUCAGUGCUGCUUUGAGAUUUGUGGAACAGAAAUUAGUGUAUGAGCAUACAGUUGGCAUAACGUUCAGUCUAUCAUUACUCAACUGUUAGUUGUAUAAUAAUUCAUAUCCAUUAUUUUGGAAGGUCGUUAUCCGUAGAUAAAUUAACAAGUAUUUUGUGAUAGUUUGCAUACACAGUACAUAUUGCACAUAAGUUGUUGUAUCACACUUUGACUUGUUCAUUGUUGCAGUAUUUGUUUUAAUUCAAAUUGUGAUUGGUCUCCCAGAUACUGCACCUCUUAAAUAGUAUUUAUGAUAAUUUGUCAAUAGUAAAUUUUGAUACUAUAUAUUAUUUUUCAUAAAGUCCAAGCCUAAAGGAUAAUUUACAGAAUAAUCUGCUCAUCUGUGAAAAAUAUGAAAAUGAAAUAAAAAUGGACUGAGCAAACAUGUACAUGAACAGCAAUACAAGUCAGAUAAUUGAGGCAACAGUGCUUGGUACUUGAGUUGUAGCAUUAGUCUUAUUAAAAUUUAAUGUAUUUUCAAUGAUAUUGUCAGAAAAACUGAAACUAUUAUAUGGGACUGUUUAUAACCAGAAAGAACAGUAGGUACUUCUACCUUUGCCUGAAAUAAAAUUAGGGAUUGGGAGAGCCACCCAAGCCAGAUAGAACAGGUGCCCUGCUCUGCUGAUUCUGUCAGGUUAAGUUAGCCUUCAACCUUGUGAACUUGCCUUUCUCUGUUAGAGAAGCAAUUAAUAUUAAAAUUGCUCUCAACACAUCCACAACCUUAAAAAAAACAUGCCUUGUUUUAUCAGGGAUAACAUGUAAAACUCCAUUUUUCACUGUAAACUAUGUUAAAAAAUUGAAAAUUGUUUAAAGCACUUUGUUCAUUUACUAAUUUCAUCAUGACUUUUGUAUGAUUUUCUGAAUAAUAAAUCAUACAACCCCAUGAGCUUUAUGAGGAUACUAUUUGGUUGUAACCACAAAUAAGAUUGGCAGAACAUUAAACUGUAUAUGACACUACUAAUUAUGGCAUAUGUAAAUAAAGAGCAACAUUAACUACUAGUGUCUAGGUAACUGUUCAUUUGUGACAGAAGUGGCAUAGAAGAAAAGGUGUACAAAUUAAUGAUGUAAGGAACUAUCAAAGUACCUAACAACAUAGAUUAUUAUAGGCACUUGAAAUUAUUAAACAGUUGUAGAAAAAAAGAUCUGAAGCUUGUGGUAUUAUCAACUCCGUAAAUAUGAGAAGUCUAAUUAAAACUAUAUUCCUGGCAUUGAUGAUAAAAUAGAUUGGGUUAAAGGUAAUGUAAGUAUUGUCAGUUAUUGAGAAUCGUGUAGUAGUGAUAAUAAUGAAAAGCAAAUUUUUGUCGAGCUUAAGUAAGCCCUAUAAAGGUAAAUUUUUUAGCACCCUUACAGAGCACCGGAAGGGUGGAGAUUCACCUGUAAUUGUUACAGGAGAACUUGAUCAAUCUUUAAUAAUGUGUGUUAUUGCACAUUUUAAACUUGGAAAAAAUCCCUUUAAAAAGCACUACCAUUCAUGAUGCCACAUGUUAAAGCUUUUAGCCUUGUUUUGUAUACUUUACUUAAGAAAUAUAUGGGGGAUGCACUCAUGUCACAGGCUAAAGGAAUAUUUGUAUAGUAAAAAUUUUGUAGGUCAUUGUAGGCAGUCCCCGGUUUACGAUGGGGUUCCGUCCCCAGUGGCAAGCUGUCAGCUGAAAAUUGCUGUAACCCAAAGCAUUAUAAUUAUGAUGGGAAUAAAUAGCACUUACAGUGGCCAUUAGUGGCACUGUAAGUGCCAUAAGUCCAGGUAAUGGCAGAGUAAAUUCCACUUACAGUGCUGAAAAAUCAGGGUUAACGGCACCGUGAGGCAAGUGCUCUAAGUCUGGAAUGAUGUAACCCGAACCUGAUGUAACCCGGGGACUGCCUAAUGAUUUUCUUUAAAGUUUAUACUACUUAAAGUAGAGUGCAUCCUUACUUCAGUAAAAGAUGUUAUAAACACAUGGCAAAGACAUCAAAAACAGGUCAAAUAUAAGUUUAAUAACAUUGCUUCAUAUGAGGUUAUCCAGCAUUGGCCAAUGGUUCAUUAUCCAAUAAAGGUCGUUGAUUUACUUUCAACCUAUUUGUGAUUUGUAAGAUAAGUUGCUGCCAUGUGUUUGAUGUUUUAGUGUAGUGUGGAUGCACUCAGCUAGGUAAUUUCCAUGUGUAUUUAGUAUAGCUUGAAUUUUUAUAGUUCAUAUAGUACUUUGAUUUUAAAAUAUUCCACCUUAAGAUAUUCAAGAUGUGAGAAUGUACCUACGGAGAUGAAAAUUUAAGUUUUUGUCUCAUUCCUUUAAGUAUUAAAAUGUAAGAUUAAAGUCAAGAAAUAUUUUGAUGUUUGAGUAGGCUAUUAAUGGAAAUGUUACUGGGAAGCUAAUGUGAGUGAUAGGCAUAGUCAAGUAAUACAAUUUUGACUUGAGAAUUUAGUAUUCUGUGUAUUAGUGCAAAAAUAAGGUCCCGGGGGCUGAUAUGCACUUGUCAUGUCAGAAUUUGAGGUAGAGGCUGUGAAAAUUUUCAAAUAGGUGAAAGAUUGGAGAAGAGGGCUGUAAUGACUGUGAAUAAAAAGCUUUGGUAACUGAAAAGGAAGCAAAGGAAAAAGUACAGGUAGGAAUAUGACCAUGUGACUGCUAUUGGAAAGGUGAGGUUGUGAACUCACUGUUGUUUUGAAUGUAACAGAUAGCAUCACAAGAGAUAGACAGGAUAAUGAAAUAUAUGUAGAGUGUAUUAGAAGGGCUGGUGGGGGAAGAGAUAGAACCAAAGAACCAAGUUAAGGUAGUCUGGCAGGUCGUAGAAGUAAUAGAACAUGUUUCUGAUGUGUUGAUGAAAUAGAAAAGAUAGAGAGAUCAGUGACUUGUUUCCUAUCUAAGGCCUGUACUACUCAAUGCAGUGGACCAGGAACUGAUGAAGAUGAUCUAGAUAAUUAAAAAAAAGUGGUUAAAGAUUGUUGAUUCAUGGCCAAAAUAGAUAGAAAGGUUGUAUUAUAAAUGGGGAAGUAGCAGAGGAAAGCAUCAUUGAGAGGCUGGAAAAUAGAUAUGAGAUGGUUUGAACCUAUGAUGAGAAGGUAUGAGGAACAGUUUGUCAGAAAACCCAUAGAUGUUGAGAUAUUAAAAAGAAAUUUUUUAGUCUUUUGUUUUGAUUUCAAGUUCAGGCCAUUGUGAAAAACACAUUAAAGUACAAUACUGGUUGAAACAAAUGGAUUGGGUUAUCAGCUGUCAUAAAUCUGUAGUGAUGUAAAUCUUGAUAUCAUCAUUAUUUUAAGUAUUGCCAGACUUUCCAUUGACAGGGUUAGAUGUUUUUUGUGUAGUCCACAUUUUGCCAGAAUGUCCAUAGUGUCAAGGUCAUCACUUACGAUAGAUCUGGCCCUUUUGUAAUUGCUAGUCUUGUGUGUCAUCAUCUACCAAUAUGUUGACAGAUUUGCCUCUGAAAUAAAAAUAAGUCAUUCCAUCUAGUAACCAUCAACAUUAUAAUAUUGAAACUGCCAAAAAAUGUUGGCAAGUAUUUUUUUUAUUAAAUAUUUUAACCAGGUAACAAUUUGAGGGCUUGUCUGAAGGGUUUUUUCAUUACAAAAAACUAAGAUUAGAAGAAAAAUAAAUAACUUGAACAGCUUGAGAGAAAUAGAUCAAAGUAACAAGCAGAAAGGAAUGUAUUUGGGUUUAAAGGGUUGCUGUUAAGAACCUUAAUAUUUGUCUCAAGUGUGCCAUGCAAGGCACACUGCAAGUGGUACAGUUCGGAAAGCAAUAAUAAAAAAAACAAAA